GAGGGCUAUCCGAGGCCUGACCCCGCUCCCUCCUCCAGGCCUUCGGUCGUGGGCAUGGCCCACCUGUGACACCCCCCCCUCCCAGAUUGGGGUCCUGCCCCCCCCCCCUCCUUCGUUUGGCAGGAGCAGACAUGGAUGUGUGCCUUACAAACUACGGUCACUGCAACUACGUCUCGGGCAAACACGCCUGCAUUUUCUACGACGAGAACACCAAGCAUUACGAGCUGCUCAACUACAGCGAGCACGGCACCACGGUGGACAACGUCCUCUACUCGUGCGACUUCUCGGAGAAGGCGGCCUUCGUCCCGCCCAGCAGCAUGGUGGCCAAAGUGCAGAGCGUGAUCAAGCGCCACAAGAACCGGAAGCUGGCAGAGGAAGAGCCGGUGCCGCUGCUGCCGGCGCCGCCCAGCGAAGAGACGGCCGCCAUGCGCGCCCAGGCCCAGGGCCAGCCCCAGCCUCCCUGCGGCUGCAGAGCCAGCAGCUCUAGCCUGAUUGGGGGCAGCGGGGCCGGCUGGGAAGGCACGGCCCUCCUGCACCACGGCAGCUACAUCAAGCUGGGCUGCCUCCAGUUCGUCUUCAGCAUCACCGAGUUUGCAACCAAGCCGCCCAAAGUGGACGCCGCCGUCGCGGCCUUCGCCCCGGAGACGGACUUGGAGGAGAAGCUGUCGCCCAGGGGCCACCAGGCCGCCGCGCUCCAGUCCAACUCAGUGCCAUAGGAGCCGUGGGGCGGCCCGGAGGAGGAGUGGGGCGGAGCGGGGAGAAGCCCCUCCCCUCUUCCCCCCCCCCCCCCCCCGAUCAGAGACCCCGAUGUGUUUGACACAACCCCCGACCGCGUCUGUCCACAUUUCUUUCCCCCCCUUUUUUUUUUCCUCUCUCCCCCCCUUUUCCUACGUGGGGGCUGCAGACUUUGGAUGCCCUUUGCAUGAAAUGAAGAACUUUUAAAUUUUAUUUUAUUUUUUAAAUGGUUUUGCUCAAGUUUUAGGGGCAUUUGCACAUAUAUUUGUACUAUACAUUUCAUUUAAAAGACACACACACACACACACACACACAAAGACACACAAAAAGACAAAA
Molecule: messenger RNA, 1071 nt
Organism: Notechis scutatus (mainland tiger snake)
Lineage: Eukaryota; Metazoa; Chordata; Lepidosauria; Squamata; Elapidae
Source: RefSeq, a predicted model, not a curated record